AUGGCUUCUAGAAUAUUUCAGGAUUCAAACAAAAACAAUGCAGGAGACUUUAUUGGCGAAAGUACAGUGACACAAUCAUGUGAGCCUUGUAUGAAAACCAACAUAUCAAAAGCUGCAACGGUUUUCUGCAAGGAUUGUGAUGAAUUUUUAUGUGAUACGUGCAAAAAUCCGCACAUCGUGUAUAAGCCAGGUCAGCAUAACAUUGUCAAUAUAAAGGACAAUAAAUCUGCGCCCGAUAUAAUCGACAUGAAAGGAAUUGACAAGUGUCACGAGCAUGAGCGAGAAAUAGAGUUUUUCUGUCAGGAUCAUUCUAAGCUGUGUUGCAGUUCAUGCGUUCUCAUUCACAGGAAAUGUGACCAAGUGGAUGAAAUAGCCAAAGUAUCCAGACAAGCACGACCUGAGCUUCAAGCAUUAAAACAAACGUUGAUAAAAUUGCAAUCCGAGGCUGACGCUAUUAUAGCGGAUUGUGAGCAGUCGGAAACUGACGUAAAUGAGUCCUUUGCAAAGAUAUCUUCAGAAGUGGAUGAAAUGAGAGAUCGUAUCAUACAACUAUUUGAAGACGCAAAGCAGAAAUUUAUUACUGAAGCAAGCGAAUUAAAAACUGCUGAAACUAAAACAAUUGGGAAUAAACGUGACGCCUCGUCCAAAGUUAAGGACGAAAUAAGUAAAGUUUUGUCGAUGUGUUCUGUCGUUUUAGAGAACGGAACGCCCAGUCAACAAUAUAUUUAUUCGGACAGUAUCAAGGAGAAACGUAAAACAAUUGAAUCAAUCAUAUAUGACCAAAGAAAGAUUAAAGAUGCAUCAACAGUUACAGUGUCUUUUCAAAAGAGCUGA
Dreissena polymorpha is the source of this 834-nucleotide messenger RNA. Its product is annotated as E3 ubiquitin/ISG15 ligase TRIM25-like. Gene Ontology annotation, molecular function: zinc ion binding. The transcript has a single exon. The record is from RefSeq and is a predicted model, not a curated record. The coding region runs from base 1 to 834 and encodes 277 amino acids. Lineage: Eukaryota; Metazoa; Mollusca; Bivalvia; Myida; Dreissenidae.